Prunus armeniaca (apricot) is the source of this 207-nucleotide messenger RNA. The record is from the annotation of a GenBank genome assembly. Lineage: Eukaryota; Viridiplantae; Streptophyta; Magnoliopsida; Rosales; Rosaceae.
AUGCAGUCAAUCCUGCUGAAUCGACUACCCGAGCUCGUGCUUCUAUCGCCACCACCAAGGGAAAUUUUCACAGGGAAGAUGAUUGGUUAUGGUACUAGGCGAGGCAAACUGUACUACUUGAACUGGGCACCAGAUAGUGAGACCAAUGUUGGUCAAACUUUCACAACAAGUGGAGCUAGUUUUGAGAGGCAGAGAGACAAAAUUUAG